Molecule: messenger RNA, 1876 nt
Organism: Rhipicephalus microplus (southern cattle tick)
Lineage: Eukaryota; Metazoa; Arthropoda; Arachnida; Ixodida; Ixodidae
Source: RefSeq, a predicted model, not a curated record
AGGAUGGUAGGAUAGUUUUUGUGUGUCUGCUCUGUGGCUGCGCUUCGAUAUGGAACCGAAAACAGAAGCUUCGCCUUCGAAAAGGCUGAGAAGGUUCACCGGUCGCUACUGCUGCGUUGUCGGCUGCCACAACCUUGAACGCCGAGACAAGUCGGUAAAGUUCUAUCGAUUCCCGGGCAAGUGGUACCAGAGGGAGCAGCGGCGUGCCUGGACCGAAGCAGUCCGCCGAGUCAACCCUGAUGGCACUCCGUGGGAGCCGAGAGAUAACACAAGGAUUUGCAGUGAUCACUUCGUUGGCAAGAAGAAGAGCAACGCAGUUGAUCACCCAGCUUACAUCCCAACCAUCUUCCCGCCUGUGUAUGACAGGAAUGUACGCGACCCAGAAAAGACUCACAGGUUGGAUUUUAGUCCCAAUAAACAGCAUCAUUCUCUAGGCUGCUACGAAGAAACAGCAAUCGGACAUAGGCCGUGUGGUCAUGGCAAUGGGUGCAGCAAAAAUAAAUGCAUCUACCGCAAUUUAUUUACCAUGGCAUGCAAGUCUCGAAAUGAUACUGAAGACCCACCACUAAUAAACUCUCUUGGUCGGCGAUCUCUUCAGAUUGCGUGGGAGGUUCCUCCCGUGGCAUUGGUUGAAUCUGCCUGCCAGACUUACUCUUCUUCUGAAGGCAUGCUCACAAUCCUGCUUUCAGCGACAGAUGGCACCCAAGCAUCAACACAAGUCUGUCACACUGUACAGAGCGAUGAGGUUAACGAUACGGACAAUGGUUGACUGAGCUGCAGGGGCUUUCUGGAAUUACAGCUUACUUCACCAAGAAGUGCAAAAACAUUUUGCGACCUGUCUGGCGAUUAUGAUGAUCACACGCAGUGUUUAAUGGUAGAAGGGCCACUACAUCUGGCCAGAGAACAGCAAAUGAUCUGCUGCCACACUGCCAAGUGUAAAUCACUCUGAUUUUGUUACGUAGUCAUCACUGUGUCAAAGGAAACAUUGCUUGCGUAUUGCUUUUCUGGUUUGGUGCAACUUGUAAGUGGUGUGCGCUUGAUUUUAAUAAAAUGCAAGGGCAGUUUAAUCCAGCUGUAAUGAAUUCUUAGCGAGAUCCAGUAGCUUUUACGAAUGUAUAUUUGUAUGUAGUUUUUAACACUCAAAAUGAUCAUAAAGGGGCCCUGCAAUGUUUUUUAGAGCAUGGUCCGAAAACUCCACUGAUCGGUAGUCGAUGCUCCCGAGAACACGCAACCAAAUAAUACAUCACGGCACGCGACAAGGAAUUUACAAUACAUUCUCUAAGUCAGUUAAAGAUAGUUUUCUCGUCUCUUGACAAAUGAUACUAUAGUAUACUAAAAUAUUAUUGUGUCAUGGACUUAAGCUCUAUGCCAUUAGCCGAUUUGAGCACGGCACGUUCAAGAGUUGCUGAAGCCACCCCAUACCACGUGUCCGUGGCACUGAAAAGCCACGUGUUUGAAGAAAGAAAAAAGUGCUCAGGGUCACAAGCACGCUUGACAGGCCUUCUCCUGUGCCAUCCCUCUCUGCUAUCUUCCAGCGCUUUCGACGGGACAAGAAGACAGAAUGUAAUUGCAGCGUGCGAGAAAUCUUCAUAACUCUGGUCGUACUGGACGGAUUCUAAAAAUAUUUGCGACGAUGGAUUGACGCGGCAUUAAGCUCUUUUAGCAAAGCCAUUCUACGGCUGCAUGGGAAAGUGUGGCAGGGCCUCUUUAAGACAGAUCUAAUUUUUUCAUGUGUAGAUCCAUGUUCUUGUGCACACGUCCCUACCAUGUGCUGCACCAGUGUACAGCUCAUAACUUUUGGAAAACCUUUUCUCUGCACAGUUUUACUGUGUUGUUCGGGCACUUGCUGGGAUGUGAAUAAAAACAUUAAUAUUAA